Molecule: messenger RNA, 3660 nt
Organism: Cornus florida
Lineage: Eukaryota; Viridiplantae; Streptophyta; Magnoliopsida; Cornales; Cornaceae
Product: kinesin-like protein KIN-UC
Exons: 21
Coding region: 264-3347 (1027 amino acids)
Biological process (GO): microtubule-based movement
Molecular function (GO): microtubule motor activity; ATP binding; microtubule binding
Source: RefSeq, a predicted model, not a curated record
UGGAAAUGUUCGCCAAUCGUGCCGCCCUCAACGACCUAUUUCCUUUUUCUCUCUCUCUACAUUUCUCUCUUUCUAUAUAUAUAUCAACCAUAUAUAUAUAUAUAUAUUCUGGUUUACUCUCUCUCUCUUUCUAGUUUCUCUCACUAGAAAAUCAGCAAACAAUGGUUUCUGGUUCUACAAUGAUCUCGUUAUAUAUACAACCAUAUAUACUCUGGUGACUCUCUUUCUCUUUCUAGUUUCUCUCACUGAAAAAUCAGCAAUCAAUGGCGUCUGGUUCUACAGUGAGGUCGUCUCAGAGGUCUGAGAGACAACACAUACCUCAUGGACCUACCUCUGUUUCCAGAAAUGUCGGUGGACAGCUAUCUGUUCGCUCCAGAGUCCCUGCUUCCAGGCGCUCCGUAACCCCGAAUUCACGAGCUCACACUAAUCACGACGACCCAGAAGCGGAAAGAGUUAGAGUUGCUGUCAGACUUAGACCAAGAAAUGCUGAAGAUCUUCUUUCAGAUGCCGAUUUUGCCGAUUUUGUUGAACUACAACCAGAGCUGAAAAGGUUGAACUUGAAAAAAAAUAAUUGGAGUUCCGAGUCUUAUCGAUUUGAUGAAGUAUUUACAGAGAGUGCUUCUCAAAGGCGCAUUUAUGAAGUGGUAGCGAAACCUGUAGUCGAGAGUGUCUUAAGUGGAUAUAAUGGGACAGUUAUGGCUUACGGUCAAACAGGUACUGGCAAGACUUACACAGUUGGAAGACUAGGCAAAGACGAUGCAUCUGAGCGUGGUAUCAUGGUUAGAGCUUUAGAAGAUAUAAUUGCCAACACGUCUCAUGCAUCUGAUAGUGUGGAAGUAUCCUAUUUGCAGUUGUAUAUGGAAUCUAUACAAGAUUUGCUUGCACCAGAAAAGAUUAAUAUCCCAAUAGUUGAGGACCCUAGGACUGGGGAAGUGUCAUUGCCUGGUGCCACAGUAGUUAAAAUUCGAAAUCUUGAUCACUUUCUACAACUACUGCAAACUGGUGAGACAAACCGCCAUGCGGCAAAUACAAAGCUGAAUACAGAAUCUUCUCGUAGUCAUGCAAUACUUAUGGUUUCUGUUAGGAGAUCUGUCCAUGAGAAAGACGAAAAUGAUAUAUCUUACCAAGAAAAAGACAUCAGAAGUGAUUUUCCAGGUGGUCAUGGCAUACCUACUGUUCGAAAAAGCAAGCUACUGAUAGUGGAUCUUGCGGGAUCUGAGAGACUAGAUAAAUCUGGCAGUGAAGGUCAUUUGGUCGAAGAAGCAAAAUUUAUCAAUCUUUCUCUUACUUCCCUUGGAAAAUGUAUAAAUGCAUUGGCCGAAAACAGUCCUCACAUACCUACUAGAGAUUCUAAACUAACGAGACUGCUCCGUGAUUCAUUUGGAGGCUCAGCGAGGACCUCGCUUAUAAUAACAGUUGGGCCAUCUUCUAGACAUCAUGGAGAAACCACAAGCACCAUAAUGUUUGGACAACGGGCCAUGAAAGUUGUGAACAUGAUGAAGCUUAAGGAAGAAUUUGAUUACGAAAGUUUAUGCCGGAAGCUUGAAAACCAGGUGGACCAUCUCACUACAGAGAUUGAUAGACAACAAAAGCUGAGGGAAAAUGACAAAAGUGAAAUGGAAAGAAGGCUUAGAGAAUGUCAAAAUUCCUUAGUUGAAGCAGAAAAGAAUUUCACUGCAAGGUCUGAGUUUUGGGAGAAGGAGAAUACUCGUUUGGAAACUGAGAUGAAAGAUAUAUUGAACGAAUUGGAUCGUCAGAAAGAUCAUAAUGAUUUAAUGAAUGAUGAGGUUGCACACCUAAAAAUGAGUUUAAAACACAGUAAGCAACACCAGCUUGAAAGUUCUGCAUAUCAGAAAGUACUUGCAGAUACCACUCAAAUGUAUGAAAAGAAAAUAGCAGAGUUGAUGAAGCAAUUAGAAGAUCAUCAUACUCGCUCUGAAAGUGCUGAAAACCAAGUGGAUACGAUGAAGAAAUUAUUGAAUGAUCAUAAAAAAUCAAUGCAGCAAUAUCAGAUGGAAAAUUCUACGUAUCAGAAUGCUCUUGCAGACACCACUCAGAUGUAUGAGAAGAAAAUAGCAGAGUUAGUUCAGCAACAAGAGGAUCAGCAUGUCCAUUUUAAAGAUGUUGAAGAACAACUUGAUACCAUAAAGAAGCUCCUAAAUGAUCAUCAAAACUCAAACCAGAUUCAAGGCCAAAAAGAGAUUGAUGAGCUUAAGUUGAAACUACAAGAAAUGCAUAAGCUGUGCGAAAUGACUGAGAAUGAACAUCUAUCUUUGAAAUCAGAAUAUAAGGGUCUGUUAUCAGAGAAGGCAAAAUUGAAUGAGGAACUUCUUUCUGUGAGGCAAACCCUUCUAGUUGAGGAGAAACAGAGGAAAUCAAUUGAAAAUGAGCUCCUUAAAUUGAAGAAGCUUGAGCCUGAAAGUGAUGAUCACUUUGAGGACAAGAAAUCAUAUAUGAAAGAAAAUAUAGAUAAAGGUUCAGCAUCUGGAACCCCAGUGGGUUUACAUCAAUCAAACCACUCAAGGGAGAAAAAUUAUGUUCAGAAGGCCACUAUUGCAAAAUUAUGUGAAGAAGUUGGGCUUCAAAAGAUAUUAGCACUAUUAGCAUCUGAGGAUUUAGAUGUCCAAACCCAAGCUGUGAAGGUGGUAGCCAAUCUUGCUGCUGAAGAGAUUAAUCAAGAAAAGAUUGUGGAAGAAGGGGGUCUAGAUGCGCUGCUCAUGCUAUUACAAUCAUCCCAGAGUACAACUGUGCUUAGGGUGGCCUCCGGAGCUAUUGCCAAUUUGGCAAUGAAUGAGAUGAAUCAAGGCCUAAUAAUGUGUAAAGGAGGUGCGAGACUAUUAGCAAGUACAGCAUCCAAAACAGAUGAUCCCCAAACUUUACGAAUGGUAGCUGGGGCAAUUGCAAAUUUGUGCGGAAAUGAAAGGUUACAUGUGAUGCUUAGAGAAGAUGGAGGCAUCAAGGCACUCUUGGAAAUGGUUAGAUUUGGUAAUAGUGAUGUCAUCGCGCAAGUUGCUAGGGGGAUAGCUAACUUUGCAAAAUGUGAAUCGCGAGGAACUAUUCAAGGACAUCGGAGAGGCCGUUCACUUUUAAUGGAGGAUGGCAUUCUUACAUGGUUGAUAGCAAACCCUAGUACUGCUUCAGCCUCAACUCGACGCCAUAUUGAGCUUGCUCUUUGUCAUUUAGCACAAAACCAGGACAAUGCCAAGGAUUUCGUAUCCAGUGGAGGGGUGAAGGAACUUGAACGAAUAUCAGUUGAGUCAACUAGAGAAGAUAUCCGUAACUUGGCGAAGAAAACAUUGAAAUUGAGUCCAUUAUUUCAAGCUGAGAUGCAUGCAGAAGGAAACUAAAAUGUAUAGAACUGCUACCAUCCAUUCUUUUUUUCUCAGAAAUUUUCUCGGUAUAGCACUAUGCAAUGUACAGAAAAUCAAAAACUCGGAGUAAAACCACAAAGGAAUCCCUAAACAGCUCACCUUUAUAUGGGAAAGGGAAGAACAACAAAAGGCCAUAUGAGUUGUGCUUGUGUACCCAUUAGUAACUACAAAUAUAUAUAUAUACUUGAGAAAUUUAUUUAUUUGUAUUCUCAGUUUCUGUUAUCUUUUCUACCUGAAAUGUAAGAACUAAGAACCUUGUGAGAUCAAUGCAGUCAAUUUGUUUUGAGGA